AUGCUUAUUAAUGAUAAGCAAGUGUAUGUUGGGCAUUUCCUUCGUAAGCAGGAGAGAGAAACUGCAAUUAUCAAGACAAAGUUCAAUAAUGUGUUUGUGAAAAAUUUGGCCGAAUCUACUACUGAUGACGAUCUGAAGAAAAUUUUUGGUGAAUACGGAACAAUCACCAGUUCCGUGGUGAUGAGAGAUGCUAAUGGCAAGUCAAAAUGUUUUGGAUUUGUCAAUUUCGAAAAUGCUGAUGAUGCUGCUAAAGCUGUUGAAGCUCUAAAUGGGAAGAAAAUUGAUGAUAAGGAGUGGUAUGUGGGGAAAGCCCAGAAGAAGUUUGAGAGGGAGCAAGAGCUGAAAACUCGUUUUGAGCAGACUACUAGGGAAACUGUUGACAAAUUUCAAGGGCUUAAUUUGUAUGUAAAAAAUUUGGAUGAUAGCAUUGAUGACGAGAAACUGAAAGAACUGUUUUCAGAAUUUGGUAGUAUCACUUCUUGCAAGGUUAUGCGCGAUCCUAAUGGGAUUAGCAGAGGAUCUGGUUUUGUUGCCUUUUCAUCUCCAGAAGAAGCUUCUCGAGCUCUUUCUGAAAUGAACAACAAAAUGGUGAUCAGCAAGCCACUCUAUGUUGCGCUUGCACAGCGUAAAGAAGAGAGAAGGGCAAGGUUACAGGCUCAGUUUUCCCAAGUGAGGCCUGUUAUGCCAUCAUCAAUUGCACCCCGUAUGCCUUUGUAUCCUCCUGGUGCUCCUGGUAUUGGUCAGCAGCUAUUUUAUGGACAACCUCCUGCUAUGAUACCUCACCAGGCUGGAUUUGGCUAUCAGCAGCAGCUGGUACCUGGGAUGCGCCCUGGUGGCCCCAUUCCAAAUUUCUUUGUACCGCUUGUCCAGCAGGGUCAGCAGGGCCAGCGUCCUGGUGGCAGACGUGGAGUCCAACAACCCCAGCAUCCUGUGCCGCUAGUACAAUCGCAAAUGGUGCCGAGGGGGAGGAUGCACCGGUACCCUCCGGUUCGUAGCAUGCAAGAUGGGCCCAUGCCUGGUGUUCCCGGCGGGAUACUCUCUGUGCCAUAUGACAUGGACGGCAUGCUUCCUAGGGAUGCAACUGCUGCUAUUCCGCCGCCUAUGCCGAUUACUGCACUUGCUUCUGCUCUUGCUAAUGCAACUCCCGAACAGCAGAGGACGAUGUUGGGUGAGAACCUCUACCCACAGGUUGACCAGCUGGAGCACGAGCACGCUGCAAAAGUGACAGGCAUGCUUCUGGAGAUGGACCAGACAGAAGUUCUGCAUCUGUUGGAAUCACCUGAAGCUCUCAAAGCAAAAGUAGCCGAGGCUAUGGAUGUCCUGAGGAAUGUCCAGCAGUCCAACUCUCCUGCUGAUCAGCUUGCGUCCCUUUCGCUCAAUGACAAUCUCGUCUCUUGA
Striga hermonthica is the source of this 1398-nucleotide messenger RNA. The record is from the annotation of a GenBank genome assembly. NCBI's taxonomy places the organism in Eukaryota, Viridiplantae, Streptophyta, Magnoliopsida, Lamiales, Orobanchaceae.